This is a messenger RNA of Lathyrus oleraceus (garden pea), 735 nucleotides long. RefSeq names its product protein CYSTEINE-RICH TRANSMEMBRANE MODULE 13. Bases 202 to 459 code for a protein of 85 amino acids. The record is from RefSeq and is a predicted model, not a curated record. Gene Ontology annotation, cellular component: plasma membrane. NCBI's taxonomy places the organism in Eukaryota, Viridiplantae, Streptophyta, Magnoliopsida, Fabales, Fabaceae. The transcript is spliced from 2 exons.
AACAGCGCGAUAAAACAUUUAUCAAACUUUGAACGCGUCUUCGUUUCCUUAAUCGGGUUCAGGUAUUUAGUAUCGAAAGUACCUAGAAACUUCCCUUCACAUAUUCUCCUUCUAUAAAACUCCUACUCCUCUCUCUCUCUCUCUCUCUCUCUCUACAUUACAAACUCGCUUUCAAUUCCAACAAACGGUUUCACCAUUAACAUGAGCUACUACGAUCAUCAGCAACAGCCUCCAGUGGGUGUUCCUCCCCCACAAGGGUAUCCUCAAAAAGACGCUUAUCCUCCACCAGGUUACCCUUCACAAGGAUAUCCUCCACAGGGGUACCCUCCUCAACAAGGCUAUGGCUAUCCUCCACCACAACAGUAUGCUCAACAGCCUCCUCAAAGACAAGAAGUUGGUUUUCUUGAAGGAUGUUUGGCUGCACUGUGCUGCUGUUGUAUGCUAGAUGCUUGCUUUUAGUUCUGAAUGAGAGAACCUCUUGUUGGCUCAUUGUUGUAAUUCCAGGAAACACAAUGUUAGGAAUAUUUCUUUAGAUUAUUAUUUUUAUAGUAUUGUCUAAUUUGAGGAUCUAUAAAUCCUCUAGGAGUCUCAAUGAAUGUGUAUCUUAACCUAUGCACCACGUGUCUUUUAGUCAACCAUGUUCCCUCAAAACGCUAUUACUAUUUUCUUGAAGGAUCUUCUUCAAGUUUUGUCAUUAAACUAAAAAAAAAGGUACAAGGCAAAUACAUUUCAUCA